AUGGCGUGCGCCGGCUGCGAGAAGCCGAUCCUGGACAAGUUCCUCCUCCACGUGCUGGAGCGCGCGUGGCACGCGGCGUGCGUCCGCUGCGCCGACUGCCGCGCGCCGCUGGCCGACAAGUGCUAUUCUAGGGACAACAAAUUGUUCUGUAGGAACGACUUCUUUAGUUCCUUCUCCACGUGCUGGAGCGCGCGUGGCACGCGGCGUGCGUCCGCUGCGCCGACUGCCGCGCGCCGCUGGCCGACAAGUGCUAUUCUAGGGACAACAAAUUGUUCUCACGCGGCGUGCGUCCGCUGCGCCGACUGCCGCGCGCCGCUGGCCGACAAGUGCUAUUCUAGGGACAACAAAUUGUUCUGUAGGAACGACUUCUUUAGGCGAUACGGCACAAAAUGCAGCGGUUGCGGGCACGGCAUAUCUCCCUCCGACCUGGUCCGCAAAGCGCGGGAGAAGGUGUUCCACCUCAACUGCUUCACCUGUCUGGUCUGCAGGAAGCAGCUGUCGACCGGCGAAGAACUGUACGUGCUAGACGACAACAAGUUUAUCUGCAAGGAGGAUUAUCUGGCGGGGAAGGCGCCAACGCAUUCGGACUCCCUCCUCGGCUCAGGGUCGGACGAAGAAGAAGAAGACGAGUCCCGCGCAGCGAACAACUCGAGUAGUCCUGCGCACGCGCCGCACCCAGCGCUACACUCGGACAUCACGCAUAAUGGCGACGCCAAGCCGCAUGAGGACUCGGAGGACCAGGGCUCGUUGGACGGAGACCCAGAGACCCGAGACUCGCAGGCCGAGAACAAGUCCCCUGAUGAUGGCAAUGGAGGCUCCAAGCGGCGGGGACCGAGGACUACCAUCAAGGCGAAGCAGCUGGAGAUCCUGAAGUCGGCGUUCAGUCAGACGCCGAAGCCGACGAGGCAUAUACGCGAGCAGCUGGCCAAGGAAACUGGUCUGCCGAUGAGGGUGAUACAGGUCUGGUUCCAAAACAAGCGUUCGAAAGAGCGCCGCCUGAAGCAGCUCACCUCAAUGGGCAGGGGUCCAUUCUUCGGGUCUUCCCGCAAGAUGCGGGGGUUCCCCAUGAACCUCUCCCCAGGAGGGUUAGAGGAGGGCCCCCCGGGGUUUCCGUACUUCGCGACGGCAGAUGGCAAGUUCGAGUUUGGGUAUGGCCCGCCGUUCCACCAUGAUGCGCCGUUCUUCCAUCCACCGCCGGCAAUGCCGUUCAACCAGCCAGGUCGUUUCGCAGGCGGAAUGGAGUCGCUGCCAGGCGGCGAGUUCCCCGAACAGUUCCCUCCGCCGGAGCACCUGGUCCUCCCGCGGCCAUCCUCCCCCGAGUUCACCUUCGGAGACGCCCCGCCCCCCCUCCACCCCGAGGGUCUGGUCUGGUAGCUGAAGCCGGAGCCGCGGGACUUCCACGACUGAGGCGGCUCGACGGGCUACAAAGUGGACUAUAAUAGUGAGGUGUUCUUUUCAGUUGAGUGAUUGGACAGCGAACCUUUGUGAUAGUGUUUUGUUUAAUCGCGAUUUUUAGGCUGCGUCUCCACUAAGGUGAGUCUACGACGAGCCGAGCACGAGUGGAGCACGAGCUGAGUCUGAAUUCGUGUAGUGUGGACCGACUUUCGAGCCUCGAACGAGCGCGCUUCGAGCAUUUGGCUCGAAUAUUGUCGGUUUUUUGACGUACGUGGCUUUCUGAUGGGUCUUGCAUCGCGCUCUACUACUAUCGAAGAGAGUGAUUGUAAUAGACUCGUUGUACUAUGAGCCACACUUUCAGCUACCCAAUUCGGGUCAUGUCGUCUAUCGCAAAGAAUCGCCAUUAUUGAUGAGAGCGAGAGAAAAAAUGUAAAUGGGCAGCUGGAACUGUGGCCCAUUGUACGUCCACAGCUCUGUACGAGCUCGUGCUCGUAUCGCUAGCAUAGACCUACCUCUAGGUUGCUUUCGCGAAUGGAGCACCGUGCGCGUAGUGUGAACUCUUCAAUAGUAUUAGACAAUUCAAUUUUUAGUUCCAAUGGAAACGCAGCCUUAGUAGAUAUGAAAAACUUUCGUGCCGUCACGAAUGAUUGUGGAUUUUCCUUUUGUCAAGAAAUACUACUGUAAAUCGUAGGUUUUAGUUUUUCGCUUGUAUUAUUAUAAGUUUCUUCUCUGGUGCUAAUAAUUUUAAUCUUUCUUUUCUUAUUUCGAAAGUCUUGACAGAAAUUUGAUGUUUCAACUUCAGUUAUGAAAACUUGUGUAUUUUUCAACCUUUAGCAAUAUCGGAUCUUUAAUAACUUGUAUUAUCUUCAGUUUUUUAUUUAUUCUUAGGAAAUGUGAAUAUGAAGUGUCUCUGUGAAUAGUAAUACUAAAUGUAAAUAUGAUAGAGUUUUAUAAUAACUAUCCAUAAUUUAUUAAGUUAAAAUAUUUAUUUACAAUGGGUUUACAUAAAGUAUAAUAAUUUUGGUUCCUAUUUUAAGAUAGAUUCAGCAAUUACAACGCAUUUUAUUUUGUAUAUUUAUUAUUAAUUUUUAAUUAAUACU
Molecule: messenger RNA, 2495 nt
Organism: Ostrinia nubilalis (European corn borer)
Lineage: Eukaryota; Metazoa; Arthropoda; Insecta; Lepidoptera; Crambidae
Gene: Lim1
Product: LIM/homeobox protein Lhx5
Exons: 9
Coding region: 1-1374 (457 amino acids)
Biological process (GO): regulation of transcription by RNA polymerase II; neuron differentiation
Cellular component (GO): nucleus
Molecular function (GO): zinc ion binding; DNA-binding transcription factor activity, RNA polymerase II-specific; RNA polymerase II transcription regulatory region sequence-specific DNA binding
Source: RefSeq, a predicted model, not a curated record